UGUUCUUUAAAUGGAAAAGGUAUUCUAUUAUCAUGGUUAACCAGCAUUUGUAACAAAAUGUAUAUGUUUUAUGUGAGCUUUUUUCACAUGCCAUUUGACACCUCUUUUCUAGUGUGACUGCAAUAUGCUUAAUGGUGACUUCUCAAGAUACUUUUUUUUAUAUUUAAGCUGAAUAUUUAAAAUAGACAAUCAUAAAGAGAAUUUGACCUCUUUUCCUUUUGUUUACCUUGACAUAAUUUGCAUUCUUACUUAUACGACCUUAGUUGAAAUAGCUUCUUAAUUCUUGUUUCAACAACUAACCCGUAGUAACAACAUGAAAACGAGUUAUUUUUUUUGACAAGUUGAUUCAAAAAUUUUAGUCAUUGCAAUUCCUUCAUACUAAAUACGUGAAACACAUUAAUGUUGGAGUAUACAAUAAAGUGUGAAGCGUCUCACUUUGGUAAAAGCAUUUUAAACAAGAAAAGCAACAAAAAGAGGAGUAAAGUAAGUACCUUGGAAGAGUAACUAAAACACUGUUUUUACCCUCUCACACUUUGUUCCGAAAAAGAACCUCAGAUAUUAUCCAAAAAGUGAUGAGAAAAAUGAAUAAAGAAAACAGAACAUAUACAUUACUUCUUUUUAACUCCAAUUUUUCUGACUCCAUGCAAAAACUCAUGGAUGCAUGCUCAAGUUAAAUUUUCCUCUUUCCCCCUUUUAACUUAGUUCUUAUAUAUAUACCUACCUUAAGGUAGAAACACAAAAAAUAGAAAAAGGCAAAAACAAAGAGAAUAAAAAGUGAAGAUGUCUCCAUCUUAUUUAAUAUUUUUGAUCUCAAACUCAAUCUUUCUUUUGUCUUUAUUUUCAAUUACAAUUCAUGCUCAUCGUUGCAGUGAUGACUUCUGGUCUGAAGCCCUCAGCAGAAAUCUAACAUUAUGCAAGAGAUACGAACAUAGCAAUGGAGUUGAGUUUGCAUGGAAUCUCGAGAACAACACUCGAAUCCUCCAGGUAAUGGUGGGAGCUAUAUUAAAAAGUGAAACAGGAUGGCUAGCCUGGGGUUUGAACUUUGGACCAGAACCAAGAAUGGUGGGGACUCAAGCUCUUAUUGGUAUCAAGCAGACCAAUGGUUCAUUUCUUGGAGAAAAAUACAAUGUCACAAAAUAUAUCAAAAUAGAGUGCAAGUUGUUACCUUCUCCUAUUGAUUUGAAUUUAAGCAAAUUGAGGUUUAGUUCUCUGGAUCUUCAGUAUCACAUAAUAGAAGCCACUAUACAUCUUCCUCAAUCAGUUAAUGUUUCAAGAAUUAAUCAUGUUUGGCAAGUUGGAAAAGUUGCAGCAGGAAUGGAACCCAAGAUUCAUGAUAAAACUCUCCAUAACUAUGAUGGCACAGAGACCAUUGAUUUGAAGACUGGCAAAUGUCUAAGUAUUAGAGCUGCUAAACGUCAUCAUGCAAGAACUGCUCAUGGAAUACUUAACAUUAUUGGUUGGGGUGUAAUCCUGCCAAUUGGGGUGAUAAUAGCCAGGUACUUCAAAAAGGGACCAAUCCAAUGGAAUGAACAUGAUCAAUGGAAACAUGCUCAUAAGACAUGUCAAGCAUUUGGAUAUAUUAUUGGGGCAACUGGAUGGGGACUUGGACUCUGGCUUGGAAUUUCUUCCAAAUAUUACUCUUUUCCCAAACAUGGAGCUUUUGGCAUCUUCAUUUUCACAUUUGCCACCCUACAAACGCUGGCACUGAGAUUAAAACCCAAAAAGGACGAUGAACUUCACAUAUACUGGAGUAUAUACCAUCAUUCUCUAGGGUAUGCAUUACUCGCAGUGAUUUGUGUCAACAUUUUCAAAGGGAUAAAAAUAAUGCAAGAAGACGACACGUGGAGACCUGCCUACAUCGCUGUUAUUGCCUCUCUUACUUUCAUCUUCUUAGUCUUCGAAAUCAUCAAUUGGCUCCAAUUCAAAGUAGAACAAAAGAAAGAGAAAAAAGACGAUAUUCACCGACAAAUGAAAAUUGACACACAAGGGAAGUAAUUCUAGUAUUUCACGACGACUACUUUUUUGUAUCCAUGCUUUUUUUUUUUUGCUCUUUUACUUAGGUCAA
Messenger RNA from Nicotiana tabacum (common tobacco), 2065 nucleotides. Its product is annotated as cytochrome b561 and DOMON domain-containing protein At3g25290-like. Lineage: Eukaryota; Viridiplantae; Streptophyta; Magnoliopsida; Solanales; Solanaceae. The record is from RefSeq and is a predicted model, not a curated record.